Messenger RNA from Corylus avellana, 1835 nucleotides. Its product is annotated as mitochondrial carrier protein MTM1. Gene Ontology annotation, cellular component: mitochondrion. Gene Ontology annotation, biological process: mitochondrial transmembrane transport. The record is from RefSeq and is a predicted model, not a curated record. Lineage: Eukaryota; Viridiplantae; Streptophyta; Magnoliopsida; Fagales; Betulaceae.
UUAUGGUGCUUCCAGAAGUGUUUCCUUACUUUCUAAGCCGAGCAUAGUCGCUUUCGUAGUGUCAACAAACGUGGCCUCACCAAGUACACACAGGCAGGGAAAGACACGCUUCUCUCGCUCUCUUUCUGAAAGUUCUUAAGAGAGUAGCAGAGAGGGGAUGGUGGAGUCGGAACGAAGCCAAAAUCCGUGGAUGAACACGAGGGACGGGCACGAUUCGGCGGUGGUGAUGGAAACGACGGUGGACAGAGAAGGGCUGAGAUUCGGUGCUCCGCAGGCCCAGCCUUCAAGCAACAGUAGUUCGGAUGGGGAUUUGGGGGUCACUGAGCGAGCUCUAUCCGCCGCCGGCGCCGCCUUUCUGUCCGCUAUAAUCGUUAAUCCUCUUGACGUUGUCAAGACAAGAUUGCAGGCGCAGGCUGCAGGGGUUGCUUACUCUCAUCCGCUAAGUAAUCUCAUUAGUCGCAUGUCAUAUUUCGGACCAAGAACGAUGUUUGCCGAUCUAAGAUGUUCUCCGUCUUGCGCACGUGCUGGAAUCCAUGGUACCGUGUCCAUAUGUCCUCCUGAUUGUUUUCAAUACAAAGGAACACUAGACGUCUUCUACAAAAUUAUUCGUCAGGAAGGAUUUGCCAGGCUAUGGAGAGGCACAAAUGCAGGUCUGGCACUUGCUGUACCAACAGUGGGAAUCUACCUGCCUUGCUAUGACAUAUUCCGCAAUCGGUUAGAGGAAGUUACUGGACAGCAUGUUCCAAGUGCGACUCCAUAUGCCCCCUUAGUUGCAGGCUCAUUGGCACGCUCUUUAGCUUGUGCAACUUGUUACCCUAUUGAACUGGCUAGAACUCGCAUGCAGGCAUUUAAUGUGACCCAAACUGGUAUGAAGCCUCAUGGAGUCUGGAAGACUCUUCUUGGGAUCAUCUCACAUGUCCAGAGCACUAGUGUUCAAAGCAACUCAGUUCAAGGCUACCGUGUCCUUUGGACUGGCAUGGGAGCUCAGCUUGCUCGAGAUGUUCCCUUCUCUGCAAUCUGUUGGUCAACUCUUGAACCAAUUAGGAGAAAACUCCUUGGUCUGGUGGGAGAUGAAGCUGAUGCAUUGAGUAUCCUUGGGGCAAAUUUUUCUGCUGGUUUUGUUGCAGGAAGUCUUGCUGCUGGUGCUACAUGUCCUCUAGAUGUUGCGAAAACUCGAAGACAGAUUGAGAAUGAUCCAGUCAGGCAAUUAAGAAUGACAACAAGGCAAACGCUUUGGGAGAUUUGGAGAGAUGGAGGGAUAAAGGGACUUUUUACUGGAGUUGGUCCCCGUGUUGGGCGUGCAGGCCCAUCAGUUGGGAUUGUGAUUUCAUGUUAUGAAGUUGUGAAAUAUGUUCUACAUCACCAUUAUGCAACUUCAUGACAUAGGCGGGAGCUGCUUUUUAUCCAGUUUUGACUUCUUCAAGGCUGGAAGCAAUUUUGGUGACUUGGCGAGAGAGAGGCCACUUGAUCUGAAAGCAUACAAGUUUUUGUUCUGUGGAUAUCAUAGCAUGCAAAUAGUAUUUAUGCAGUCUUGAUACCUGUCCAUAGUUGAUACCCCAGUUUUGGUUCUUAGGUUGUAAUUCGUUGCUCGGUUUGAGCAGAAAUUUUGUGACAUUUUGGGUUUACUCCCUAAUCAAUUUUGUUUAAUUUUUUUUUUUCCUGAGAUUGAUCUCAGUUUGAUCAUUGAUGAUAUUCUGUCUUACUAUUUGUUGGGAAAUUAACUUUUAGUGAAUUUUUGGUCUUUGCCCGGCCAAAAUAAGAGGCGUUGGGGGACCAUAUUUGCUUCAUUCAUAACAAUAUAUUAUAUGCAUCUCAGUGCACACAGAUUGGUUGAA